AUGGAUGAACAUCCUGACAGUGCUCUACACUAUGGGCACGUAGGACGAGCUGUCUAUCUUCCCGAGGAGCAGGCUUGGACAUUUGCUCGUUCUUUCACUAGAUCCGCCCCGAUUCUGUAUACCGGAGUGACCAAGACAACCGUGUCCUCACCUUUCACUCCAGAUGAAGUCGAACCAAUACGAAGAGUUCCCGAUAGGGAUGCUGGGAAGUUGAUCACGGAAGUAUACCCAGAUCUAGCAGCAUCGUGGUCAUCCAUCCGCCAAGAACCUCUGUCCAAAGCUAUCACGACAGCGACUGAGCAAUUUGACCCGGAGAGCUCCUCGCUCUUCGAUAUAGGGUAUGCAGUGAAUCAACGACGCUAUCCCAAGAGGCUACCACCAGUCCAUAUUUCCGUGUCCGUGACAGGCGAAUGUGGAAAUGCACUAUCAUUUCAAACAAUAGAAGAGGAUGAUUUGGAGCUUAGUUGGCCGACCCGAGUAGCGAUGCGCGCUCCGUCAAUCACUGGCACUGAAAAGUCACAAUGGUCCAAAUGCGGUGCACCAAUACGUCAAGUUAACUUCGCGCGGCUCCUCGAUGAUGAUCCCGUCUUCAUGGCGGCUCGUCUUAUCACGAGCACCGUUAUUUUCCGACCUCUUUACCACUUGGAUCCCGUGCCCAUGCGCUUCCCUGAUAAUGCCCCCAAGAGAUCAUCUACAGCUCCAAAGAAUUCUCGACUCGAUGCAAACCCAGUCUUGGAAGUUUCAGUGGUGCAAACGGGUGGCUUCCCGCACGCCGAUGUGACCUUCAACCCUUGGUAUCAGCAACAAUUCGGCAUUGUCGAUAUCAGAGGCAACUGGACUGUGUGGGAAAUCGAAGAAGCUAAACAACCCACACAAAGUCAUUGGUCCGCUAGGGUUGUGAAAUCAGGCUCGUUGCCCACAUCAGAUACCACUUUCAAAGGUGGUCGCCCUCGGCUUGAUGGCUGGGCUUCAAUCGAGUGGGCUCACGAGAUCGGGACAAUAAUUGUCGCCAACCGUCGGAAUGUCGCGAUCUAUGCAUUCUUGGACGAUCAGGUUCCGCCUCGGACAGUCGAAUUGGGGAUGACGAAGCAAUCCGAGUGGGUUCUUGACCUAUACAUUGUUCUCUUUUCCCAGCUCACUCAUCUUGUGCAAGUUUUCCCCAGUCCUUUUAUAAGUGACGAAGAGACAAACUUCGUAUCUGUACCCGAUCCAUUCGUGAUCGAUGCGCCGUUGAUGAUGCAUAUACCCUCAAACGGACGGGAUACGGUACAAUUUUCAACAUUUCUGUUGAAAGAAGUUGGCCAUACCCCUUUGCAUACCAAAAGUCUCCACGAACCAGAUCUAGCAGUCAUCAAACUUUUCUGGAUGGAUUCAAAACUUGCAAUCCAUGAAUCUGUUUUCCAAGGCCCGCAGGGAGAUCCAGACGAACCGGAUUUGGUUUGUGAAAGCCGCGUUUUGCGUCUACAUAGGCGUUAUAAUCAACCGAGCCGGCCUAUCCCAGAUGAUGAUUUUAUCGUGGACGACUGGGACGAGCCAGAGAUGCAGCAAGAGUUCGUUCAUCCCCGCACAGACAGGGCUGUCCCCAUAUCUAUGGAAGAAGACUGGCAGUGGACUUUGGAUUUCUCUGAUGUAUAUGCUAUGGCGAUUGGUCAAAUCGAAAUCCCGCAGAAAACGUCAAAAGCAACGAAAAGGCAAAAGCCAAAGGCACGAACAUUUGAUGGCUUUAUCUCGGAUUUGGAACGCGAGAUGAAGAAUUUAUCAACCAAGCAAACCCUAAGCGAGACGAUGGUCGAAUUGAGCGACAAAACGCUUCUGACCGAAGAUCUCGACAAAUGCACAGAUGAAGUGAAACGACUAUUCUCUGCUAUCAUGCCCAAAGACCCGGACCCGGACGCUAGACAUCGGUUUCUGCUUCUACCGCUCCAAUACCAAACCGUCACUUAUGGCAUCCCAUCCCGACUGCCAGGUGAAGCAGACAGGGAUAUGUUGAAUAUCUAUGAUCGAAUGGUCGAUGAUUGGGUAUCAACUCUGUCCCGGGAUAUCCCUGUACCGCUGCGACUGGCAAAAGAGAAGCUCAUUCGAAAGAUCGCCGCCGACCUUCUUCUAUCCCAUCUCGUAAAAAUCACCACUUCGUUGGAUCGUGUGAUUUUGCCCAAACCAGCAGAUCCUAUCAUGGAUCAAAACGAAAAAUCCACUACACAGAACAAAUAUCUUCAAUCAAGCUUCUUCUCCCAGUCAAACUACCAUAUCCCUGCAAGCCAAUCACAAAUGACCAAUGGCAGUCUCGGAUCUCAACGGAACCCGACACCGAAACCAGCCCCUUCCAAGUACUCCGCAGUCCCGGUGUUCGACGGCCUCUCAGCAUUCACCACAUUCAAGAAACCACGCGCAACAGCAGAAAACGUUUCAAAUGUACUUUCUCACUGGUCAGUCGGUAAUAAUCCUUCCACGUACAUCUGGGAAAGGAUUGAAGACGAGGAGACGCGGCGCAGCGCAAGUCAAACGCCCAAACGAAAAAAGAAGCGCCUGCAGGCCCGUGAUCAACCCCUGCCUCCCACCCCAUUGGUUCCUAUGGUCCGAUCAUGGGGUACUCAGCCUCUUACGCCGCAGAUCAAUGUCAGUAGUCAGCCCGACGUAUCGAUGACACAGACCGAGCGGGGCAUAUUUGGAGCUCUCAACAAAACACACAACAUGUCAGACCACCAGUACAAGUUCAAUGUGACUAUGACGUGUGGCGGAUGCUCUGGUGCCGUAGAGCGAGUCCUUAAGAGAUUAGAAGGCGUCAAGUCCUUCGACGUCAACCUCGAGACGCAGACCGCCGAGAUUACCGCCGCCUCUACUCUUUCCUAUGAUACCGUGCUGGAGACGAUCAAGAAAACCGGAAAGACUGUGACUAGCGGGGAGGCGGAUGGUGAGAGCAAGGAAGUUUGA
This is a messenger RNA of Penicillium soppii, 2931 nucleotides long. RefSeq lists its product as uncharacterized. Gene Ontology annotation, biological process: nucleolar large rRNA transcription by RNA polymerase I. NCBI's taxonomy places the organism in Eukaryota, Fungi, Ascomycota, Eurotiomycetes, Eurotiales, Aspergillaceae. The record is from RefSeq and is a predicted model, not a curated record. Gene Ontology annotation, molecular function: RNA polymerase I transcription regulatory region sequence-specific DNA binding; RNA polymerase I general transcription initiation factor binding; metal ion binding. The transcript is spliced from 5 exons. Gene Ontology annotation, cellular component: RNA polymerase I core factor complex. The coding region runs from base 1 to 2931 and encodes 976 amino acids.